AUGGCAUCCGAUGCAGUGUCACGGGAUUUCCACCAUCCCUUCACACCGUAUGAGAUUCAGCUUCAAUUCAUGGAGGCUCUCUAUGGUUGCCUUGAAGAUGGAAAGGUUGGCAUCUUCGAGUCCCCCACCGGCGAUGAUGGCGAGCCAGACUGGAUGGUAGAGUUUGCCAAGAAGGAAUCGCGUCGGACGAUUGUUGAGAAACGGCAAGAGUUCGAAUCACGGUUGGCCAGGAUAAAGCGUGAAGAGGAACGACUGAAGCAAGCGUCGACGGCGCAAGACCGACCCCGCAAAAAACAGCGACUCGAAGAAUCGGAUGAACAGUCGAAUCUUCACGAUGACGAGGAACAGUACGUCUUGGAAGAUUACGACAGCGAAUCAGAAGAUCGCAAGACCACGAGUCAGACAGGAGGUCUUGAGGGUCUAUCGGCGGACACGCUCGCGCUGUUAGAGAAGUUUAAGGGAAACUUCUCUACUCAGCGAAAGGAAGAAGAUGAAGCGGACGACGCCGUGAAGAUCUUCUACUGCUCACGGACCCAUUCUCAGUUGAGUCAGUUUGCGGGCGAGCUGCGUCGAGUCGCGUUCCCAUCAAGCAUACCACCCGAGACGGAGGGCCAGGGCACAGAGGACGAGCUGUCAAGGCUUGAGGAGGCGGUCAAACAUCUCUCGCUAGGUUCCAGAAAGAACCUCUGCAUUAAUCCCAAGGUUCGAGCCUUGGAGAACAGCACGGCAAUCAAUGAGCGCUGCUUGGACCUGCAACAAUCGGGCGUGGCGGCGGACAAGAAAUGUUCGUUUUUGCCAACCAAGGACGACGACGCGCUGCUUCUUGAGUUCCGAGAUCGUGCUCUUGCAACGGUCAAGGACAUUGAGGAUAUCGGGAAAGUGGGCAAGGAUGUUGGUAUUUGCCCGUAUUAUGCGUCUCGGUCGGUCAUCAAAUUCAGCGAGGUUGUCACCCUGCCGUAUCCACUCCUCCUUCAGCGGUCUGCCCGUGAAGCCUUGAAUUUGUCGGUGAAAGGUCACGUCGUCAUCGUUGAUGAGGCACACAACUUGAUGGAUGCCAUUGCCGGUAUUCAUUCGGUGACUGUGUCCUUGUCCCAGUUGCAGACGGCUAUCACCCAGUUGACCACCUAUGCACGGAAAUUUAAAAACCGUCUCAAAGGCAAGAACCGAAAUUACGUCGCCCAAGUGAUUCGGCUUGUGAGCUCCAUUGCCCGCCAUCUCCACGAUGUUUCCCAGCAAAAGGGACCCACAGACGGUUCUAUCAAAAUUACCGAUCUCAUGGCGGGAAAGGGAGUCGAUCAGAUCAAUCCGUACAAGCUUUCUCGAUAUCUGCAGGAAAGUAAGCUGGCGCGAAAGGUGGAUGGCUAUGUCGAGUCCUCACGAGAGUCGCAAAGCUCGAAAGAGAGAAAUCGUUCCACGGUGCCCGUCUUAUUUCAUAUACAGAGCUUUCUGUUGCCUUUGAUGAACCCGUCCGAAGAGGGAAGAUUGUUCUAUCAGAAGGAAAGGGGGGAUGUGCAGCUAAAAUACAUGCUUCUUGAUCCAGCUAACCAUUUUCGAGAGAUUGUGGAAGAUGCGCGAGCUGUGAUCUUAGCCGGUGGAACGAUGUCCCCUAUGUCCGACUACAUGAAUCAUCUGUUCUCUUACCUUCCACCGGAGCGACUCGACGCGUUCAGCUAUGGUCAUGUUAUCCCUCAUUCGAACCUGGUCGCCCAGUCCCUCACGAAGGGCUUGAUGGGCUGUGACUUUGACUUCACCUUCGAGGCCCGGAACUCGGAAAAAAUGAUAAUUGACCUGGGACGGACAAUAGCGACGCUUUGCCAAAUCAUUCCCCACGGUGUUGUGGCCUUCUUCCCCAGCUACGACUACCUGAGUCAAGUAGUUAGCGUUUGGGAAAAGCCUGUCCCCAACGGCAACGGCUCUACAAUCCUGGACUUCAUAUCUAACAAAAAGAAGAUCCUCUACGAGGCCCGCGACGCCGCCAUAUCUACGGACAAUCUCCUCCAGGAAUAUACCUCCGCCAUCUCUACGGGUCAAGGCGCUCUUCUUCUCUCGGUCGUUGGCGGCAAACUCUCCGAAGGCAUCAACUUUUCGGACGAUCUCGGACGCGGUGUUCUCAUGAUCGGCCUUCCGUUCCCCAAUAUCCGUAGUGCAGUCUGGCAAGCCAAGAUCAAGUACAUUGAAGAAAAGACUCACAAGCAACAAUCAGGCACAGAGGUCGAGAAAAAAGCCAGUGCGGCGGCGGCUGGUCGAGAUUUUUAUGAGAAUGCUUGUAUGAGAGCUGUGAAUCAGUGUAUCGGGCGAGCGAUCCGGCAUGUGAAUGAUUACGCGGCUAUUGUGAUGAUUGAUCGGCGGUACGAGACGCCGAGGAUUCAGAAUGCCUACCCGUUUGUCGAAGACCCGGAAGCAGUGAGUCGACCCUCUCCCACACCUGUUGCGGAAAAUCCCUCGAUUCUCGAUUGUUUUGUGAUCGGCGCAACGAAAAUUCGACAUCAUCGGCGCCCGCGCGGAUUUCAACGAUAUUUCCAUGCCCGGGAUCAACGGUCUUGGUCGCUGAGCGAUCCGAUUCGCAUGAGCACAGAAUUAAGACACCCGAAUACUAACCUCUCUUUUUUUUCAUCGCACAGCCGCGGCCAUGUGUCCGCCGGUUACGGUCGUGUCGGCAAGCACCGCAAGUCCCCCGGUGGUCGCGGUAUGGCCGGUGGUCAGCACCACCACCGUACCAACUUGGACAAGUACCACCCCGGUUACUUCGGUAAGGUCGGUAUGCGUUACUUCCACAAGACUCAGCAGAAGUUCUGGAAGCCCACCAUCAACCUCGACAAGCUGUGGACUCUCGUCCCCGCCGAGAAGCGUGAUGCCUACCUGAGCGGCGAGAAGACCGACACCGCCCCCGUCAUCGACCUCCUGCCCCUCGGCUACUCCAAGGUCCUCGGCAAGGGCCGUCUCCCCCAGAUCCCCAUCGUCGUCCGUGCCCGCUACUUCAGCCGUGACGCCGAGCAGAAGAUCAAGGAGGCUGGUGGUGUUGUUGAGCUUGUCGCAUAA
Messenger RNA from Penicillium oxalicum, 3039 nucleotides. It is a transcript of the gene chl1, whose product is annotated as DNA helicase. Lineage: Eukaryota; Fungi; Ascomycota; Eurotiomycetes; Eurotiales; Aspergillaceae. Gene Ontology annotation, molecular function: structural constituent of ribosome; hydrolase activity, acting on acid anhydrides, in phosphorus-containing anhydrides; ATP binding. Gene Ontology annotation, cellular component: ribosome; large ribosomal subunit; nucleus. The coding region runs from base 1 to 3039 and encodes 1012 amino acids. Gene Ontology annotation, biological process: establishment of sister chromatid cohesion; nucleobase-containing compound metabolic process; translation. The record is from RefSeq and is a predicted model, not a curated record. The transcript has 8 exons.